AUGUCGAAUUUCUCAAAGCUUGAAUUUGUGGCACUUGACAUUUCUGGAAAGAACUAUUUGUCAUGGGUACUUGAUGCUGAAAUUCACCUUACAGCUAAGGGUCUUGGUGAUUGUAUAAUCGAAGGAAAUAAGGCAUCAAGUCAGGAUAAAGCGAAAGCUAUGAUUUUCCUUCGUCAUCAUCUUGAUGAAAGCUGGAAGGUUGAAUACUUAACAAUGAAAUAUCCACUUGAAUUUUGGAUAUGUUUGAAAUGGAGGUAUGACCACCUCAAGGCAACGGUAUUGCCAAGGGCUCGUUAUGAGUGGAUGCACUUACGGUUUCAAGAUUAUAAAACUCAGCAAUACCGUGAAAAGGGUUUUAAAAAAUACUCUGAAUUAAUCUCAUGCUUUCUGGUGGCUGAGCAACAUAAUGACCUUUUAAAGAAGAAUCAUGAAGCCCGUCAUGUUGGAAGUGCUCCAUUACCGAAGGCACACGAGGCAGAAGCACACGGCCAGUCUAAAAUAAGACAAAAUAAUCUGAGCCAUGAUAAUGUGCGUGAGCGUGGCAAGGGAAAAAGACGAUAUAAUAAUUGUCGAGUUGGUGGUCAUAACAAAAGGGAGAACAAUAUGGGUUCUCAAAAUAAUUCUUCUAAAGGAAAGGGCAAUCACUGUCAUCGUUACGGCCUUAAAGGCCACUGGAAAAAUGAAUGUCGGGCAACUGAACAUUUUGUCAGGUUGUAUCAAAACUCCUUCAAAAGGAAAGGUAAUAAAGGUGGUGCCUCAUCUUCUAAUGCCUGGGUGGAGUCACAUUUGACCCUCAAAGAUGAUGAUCAGGCAGGAUCUUCUCAAAAAUAUGAUGAGAAUGUUGAGGCAAACUUAGAAUUGAAAGAUGAUGCUUUUGAUGGGCUCGAUGAUAUUACCAUCUAG
Molecule: messenger RNA, 903 nt
Organism: Solanum stenotomum
Lineage: Eukaryota; Viridiplantae; Streptophyta; Magnoliopsida; Solanales; Solanaceae
Exons: 2
Coding region: 1-903 (300 amino acids)
Source: RefSeq, a predicted model, not a curated record